AUGUCUUCUCCAUCAGCUCGAGACGGAAGUGACGUUGCCGUCGCUGCUCCAGGCGAGUGGCAAUGCAAUGUCUUUUACCAAGAUGACAACGGCGCGGUGCGUCAAUCUAUCCAUAACAAGGGCAAUUGGAGCCACACGACCACUCCGACCUUCACAGCCAAGCCGUCAAGUCCUCUAGCCGCUAUUAGCUUUGAUGGCGGAAAGGAAGUCCGUGUAUACUGCGUCUCGGGAGAAGGGUACCUGGAGGAAUAUGGAUACUCGUCCAACAAGCCUGGCUGGUGGGGUGGUGCGCUGAACAAAUUGAGAUUCCGCGUUGCCGCGGCCUCAAAGGUUGCCGCUGUGUAUUGGAACGAUAACAGGAAUAUCAGAGUAUAUGUCCAAGACCCGGAUAACAAGGUUCAAGAACUUGUAUACGAUAACAGUGGUGGCUGGAGGAAGGGAGCUUCUCUUCCCGUUGCUCAGGAUGGGUCCAGCUUGGCUGUUGUGCGCUGGGAAAAGGAAGGGCGGAGUUGCCUGCGCGUAUACUACCAGGCUCGUGACAGCUCGACCGUCAAGGAACACUGUUACGAGAAUUCUAAAUGGUUCGAAGGCGAAUUCUCUAUCCCCGACAUCCCCCCCUACGCCUCGAUCACCGCUGUGGUGUUCAGAGACGCUCAAGCUGGUGUGCACCUGCGAGUGUUCUUGCAGGACUCAAGCGCCAGUAUCAUCGCGUACCACAACGACGGAGGGUGGGUAAAGCAAGGGGCUGUCGUAGGACCUCUGCGCCCUGGAAGACGCAUUGCAGCCCUCGAAUGGAGAGAGGGAACUGAGCUGAGAGUCUUCUAUCAGGCUGAUGAUAACAAGAUUCGCGAACAGGCCCAGUCCAAUGCAGGAGCGUGGUACAAAGGCGAGUAUGAGGCUUAA
Molecule: messenger RNA, 903 nt
Organism: Xylaria bambusicola
Lineage: Eukaryota; Fungi; Ascomycota; Sordariomycetes; Xylariales; Xylariaceae
Product: fucose-specific lectin
Exons: 4
Coding region: 1-903 (300 amino acids)
Source: RefSeq, a predicted model, not a curated record